This is a messenger RNA of Aplysia californica (California sea hare), 4462 nucleotides long. RefSeq lists its product as uncharacterized. Gene Ontology annotation, cellular component: cytoplasm; cytoskeleton; intermediate filament. The record is from RefSeq and is a predicted model, not a curated record. Gene Ontology annotation, biological process: intermediate filament cytoskeleton organization; wound healing. Lineage: Eukaryota; Metazoa; Mollusca; Gastropoda; Aplysiida; Aplysiidae. Gene Ontology annotation, molecular function: protein binding; structural molecule activity.
UUUCAAUUUCAACGUUACUUUUUACAUUUAGUAACUUUCGUUAUUUCCGUUACUUCCUUUUUUGACAUUACGUUAGUUACACUGCAAUUUUUCACAGGGGCGUUACUUCCGUUAAUCACUGACUGUUACCUCAGAUACUAACUUUCUUGGAACGUUCCUUUUGUUUCGCGUCUAUUUUUCAGGAACGUUACUUUCGUUAGUCGUCAACUGUUCUGAAGCUUUACUUUCGUUACACUUCACGUGAUCAGGACAGUUGCCUAAAUAUUCUGGGUUUGUCGGUUUAACUGAAGUGCGCGGCCUGGGAUCUGUAACGUCAUACAAUCAUCAUCGUCAUGUCUUUGGAAACGACCAGUUCUACGACCAAGUACUCCGUCAAGUCGGUCAAGUUCGUCACUGACCGCAGAGAGUCGGAAACGGACGCUGAUACCGAGGAAGAUUUUUAUUCAGUCGAUGGUGACAUAGAUGAUGAGCAGGGGGAGAUGGAGAGCGCCACCUUCGGCCAGGGGAGACUGGGUGUCCUUGAGGCGCUUGCUGUCCAGCAGUCCAAGGUCAAGGACAUCAUGAAGUUCCAGGGAGACAUCGAGUCUGUGCUGAGGGCGGAGAACUUGUCCGGCGAAUUCGACAACAGAGCCGUGCAUUUGGUCAACACCAGUGACGUCACCAAACAGCGAGGAGGACCCACACAGUCCAACGAGAGUCUUGCAAGGACAGCCCAGGAUGUGCUGGCCGCAUACCUCCAGUGGCAGACAAAGAUCGACUACCUGUUUGAGCGUGCCAAGGAGGUGGUGCCUGUACCCAUGAGGAUCACAGAGAUCACUGACCCCAGGCCAGUCAUCGCCCUCACAGAUUUCAACACCAGCGAGAUUGAUUUCAUUGAAGGCGAAACAUUGACCUUGUUGGACAAUUCUGACAGGAAGAAGUGGAAGGUGAAGAACAUCAAAGGAGAUGUCGGCAUGGUACCGGCUGUGAUCCUUCUUAUCCCGUCACCCUCGGGACCUGCCCUGGAUGCAGCCAUAAGCGUCACCAACUGGCUCCAGAAACGGGGAUGAGUUCUCCUCGUCUGUUGUUGUCCAGGUGAAAACUCUGGAAGAUUUGCUGAAAAAGUACAAGGAUUUCUGGACCUUCUGGGAAACGUUCAAGUGUGUGGCCGAGAUGCUGAAACAGCCCAAGUUUAUGUUGGUCUGUGACAAGUGGGAGCAACUCCGGUUCAUUACCUCAGCACAUUUUGUCAAGUUCUGGGACACUCAGCUCGACCUGGCUAAGGAGGACAUCACCAAGUCCCAGGCCUCACUGGUCAUGUAUGAGACUCCCUCAGAGGAGAUGCCAGUGACCAGUGAAGUGACCAUUGAGGAGGAGAAGGAGGAGACCACUACAGACACUGUGAUGUCGACCCUUGAGGAAGAGCAGCACACGUUCAUCAUCAAGGGUGUCCUUGACCCCCGUGACGAGAAGACUCAGCUGACCUUGCAGAAUGCCAUCAUGCUUGGCAUUGUGGACCAGACAAAGAAUGAAUAUGUUAACCCCAACACUGGAGUGGCCAUGUCUAUGACGGAUGCAAUGAACGAGGGCAGGGUCAUGAUGGAAAUUGUCAGCAGAAAGAAGAUUAGGGAAGAAAAGAAUUCGUACGGUCUCAUCACCAUCAAGAUCACAAAGGAGUCACGACCCUACACAAUCACAGGUGUCCUUGACCCAACAUCAGACGAGAAGUUGACCGUUACUCAGGCAGCAGAGAGGAAUAUUCUGGAUCUCCACAGCUCCACCUACAGAACUGAGCAUGGGGAGAAGCUCCAGAUUGCUGACGCCAUCCACUCUGGUCUGGUGCUGGUGGAAUAUCACGAGGGAGAAGCUCACCACAAACCUGAAGUUGUCACAAAGACCUACGCUGUGCACGGUGUAGUGGAUACCAGGAAAAAGAAGAAGGUCUCCUUCUCUGACGCUGUGCGUGACGGUCUCCUGGACAAGGACACCGGAGAGUACGUGAACAAUGUGACUGGUGUCCACGUAGGUGUACAUGAUGCCAUCAUGAAGGGCUUCAUCAAGGCCAGGAUCGUGGCUGACCCCAGCAAGCUGGAGAUCAACCCAGAGAACAAGAUUGUUGUGGAGAAGCUGUCCAGUGCCCGGAACAAAUUGCUGCGGUCCGUCAAGGCUAUCAAAGCAUUCCAGUCGAUGGGAAAAUAAAUUUAUCAUCGGAAAUUAAGUCUUCAACAUUGUAGUUAUGAUUCAACUGGGUUUUUAGAAUUUUUGUUCAAUAAAAAGGAAUACAUUUCAGAAAUGUGUCUGUACAUUUUGAAACCGACGCAAAUUUGACAGUGUUGGAACUUCUCAGCCAUUCCAAUGUUAUUGGGUAAAUUCACAAUGAAACUGCAUUUCUACCGUUAAUUUUGAAAUAAUGUAAGUCAACGUAUUUUUUAACAGUACAUUUUUGUUUUAACUAUUCAUACUUCAUACUUAUACAUAUUAUACAUAAUAAUUGUGUACUAGCUUGUUAUCCAUUCUAGUUUAGUUUCGAAUCAGAUCACCGCCUCAAUACGGUGCUAACGUGAUUACACAUGAGAUUCCUUGUAUCAUAUGAGUUUUUCAAUAUUCUAUUUCAAUUUAAUUAUAUUUUUAUAUAUACAUGAUUAUUACUUCUAUGUGAAAGGUUUUAGUUCUUGUGAUAGACAAGCUUUGGGGGAUUCAAAUUAAGUGAACUAUCGGUAUACAGCUUGAUGGAGAUUUGUAAUCUAAUUUAUGUUACAGAUCUUCAACCAAAUGUUUAUUUCACCAUUGUGAUUGUUGGCACAUCAAUUUUUUAGACAGUUUCAGAAUCAAUUCCUAUUGGUCUAUACUGUACAUAAUCAGAAGCCAUCACGAAUUAUCACAUAGAUUUUCUAAUCAAAACAUUUGAUUUCAUGUGUACAAACUUUCCCUGCAUGCUUUCGGAAAACUGUGGAAAGUAAAUGGGGAGGGGGGAUAAAGGAAAUAACACCACUCAAUUACCAUGAACAAAUAAGAUUCUAGCAUAGUGCAUAUAAGUUCCCUCACUGCACUGAAAUUGCCUAUGUGCUUUAUUAAACAAUUACUAUUUUUGGAACAGCUCCUUGGAUUUGAUCAGACUUCAGACUAUACAUAUCUCAAUUUCUCUUGGAAUUUGUUUUCUGUCUAUUUCCACCAGCCUUGGUCACAUCAAAGUUUUGAUCAAGUAAAUUGAUGCCGCAACUGACAAAAAGAUCCUGAGUGCUACUUCUUUGCUAUAUCCUGAUUGCUACCAAAUGUUUCUGUCUAGGGGUACAAUACACGGACCAAAUAAUUUUAAAUCACACUAAAACUAUUUUCAAUAAAAAGAGAUUAACUCUGACAUUUUGGACCUUGGGACUUUUCAGAUUUCUCCUGGGACCUAGAUGUCUGACAUUGGGAAAAGAUCACCAAAUUAUGCCUCCUGAAAUCAUUCUAAAUGAAUAAUUAUUCUAAAAAUAACCUCCACAUGUAUAGAGAUGCAGUUCUCAAUUUUGAUAUCCCCAAAGUUGUUUCCAAUUCAGCAUUUGGCUUGCCUUUCUGAAUCAAUUACUUCUGUGAUCUCUCUCACAGCUCUUUCUCAGCACAUAUACCAUAUUCCACCCCUUGUCUAAUUCCUCAUUCUUGGUUGUGAUUUCCUUUCACGUUUUACAUAUUUAUAUCUGUUGAGAUAUGUUACGUGAAUUGUAUAUUCUAUUAAUUUCAUCAAAAUAUUUAUCAUAUUUUUAACGACAUUCCGUUUGAGAAUCUUGCAAAGGAAAAACAUUCCAGCCGCAGUUGUUUUGUUUCGUUUCGGUGGAUAAGUGUCCCCUGUCUCAUUUGUAUUGGGUAUUAUUUUUUAUCCGCAAAACAAUUAAGAACUCAGUGGGAAUGCUAUUUACCUUUGAAAAGUGCAAGUGUAAGGUAUAAGCGUAAUAUGGAAAGAAAGAGUAUGCAAAGUGUGUGUAUAUGUCUCAUAAGUCUGUGUGUGAAAUAAACGUGAAAUAAAGAAGUUAGAAAGGGAGAAGAUAAAGGGUAAGAAGUUCUUUGAGUUGUCCUGUUCUCUUUUCCUACAACUGAUGCUCAUUGCUACAUUUUACUUGUGCGUUUGUGUUUGAUUUCAGUUAGUUUAUUUUGAUGAUGACAUUAUACUCCACAACAUGAUAUGUAUUUUUUCAUUGUACCUCUUCUUUGAAUACUAUGGAAGAGCGAGAUCUGUUAAUGUACAAAUACCACUCUGGUUAUAUAUAUUGCAUUUCUUGUAUGAGAAAAUAUAAAUAGAACUUUAUGAAUUUUUAGCUUACUGUUACUUCCUGUUGCUGUGUCUUAUUCAUACCCUGAUAUAAUACACCUUUUCUUUCAGAUGCUCCGGGUUGUUUUUUAAGGCUCUUUUAUUGUUUUCAUUAUGCAAAUUACAAUAAGGAGCAGUGCCCUCUCUCAAACUACUUUUACAGAUCAAAUAAAAGUUACUAAAAUUCCUUGACAAAAC